UCUGACGUUGAGGUUGAGGCAGGGCAAACCGAGGCAGACGAGUCCUCAGAAUGUAAACAUGGUGACAGGUAUCGUUAGAUGAGAGAAACGCCAAAAUGGUCUUCGAAAGCUUGGUGGUAGAUGUCCUCAACCGAUUUUUAGGGGACUACGUUGUCAACCUUGACAGCUCACAGCUGAAGCUUGGAAUAUGGGGAGGUGAUGCUGUUCUUACAAAUCUUGAAAUAAAGGAAAAUGCCUUGAGUCAACUUGACAUUCCUUUUAAAGUGAGAGCCGGCCAUAUAGGACGGCUGGAGCUAAAGAUACCAUGGAAAAACCUCUACACCCAGUCAGUAGAAGCAACACUGGAUGGCGUCUAUCUGCUCAUAGUUCCCACAGCAAGUAUAAAGUAUGAUGCAGAAAAGGAGGAGAAGCAGCUACAGGAGGCUCGUCAGAGGGAGCUACAGCGGAUAGAGGAGACAAAGAUAAAGGCUGCUGAGCAAGAGAACCCUGAUCUGGAAAAACAGGACACUUUUGUGGAGAAGCUUGUCACUCAGGUCAUCAAAAACCUGCAGGUCAAGAUCUCUAACAUCCAUGUACGCUAUGAAGAUAAUGUCACUAAUCCAAACUGUCCUUUGUCAUUUGGAGUGUCACUUAAAAACCUCAGUCUUCAGACAUCUGAUAAGAACUGGAAUCCCAGACUUUUGGAUGAAAAUUCCAGGCUUUUCUUCAAGUUGGUUAAACUAGACAGCUUGUUUGCCUACUGGAAUGUCAACUCUUUGCUCUUCUCCAAUCACAGUGCAGAUGAGGCCUUGGUGAGUCUCCCUUUUAUUUUACUGUGUUGUCCCUUGUCUCCACCAGCUUAGAUAUAGUCAAGCCAUUGUCUGUCUUCUUCUGCUUUAUUGAGGCUGAACACACAACCUCAUUGUGGGCUCACAGAACACAACUUUAUCAGGGUUUCUCCCUCAACAGAACAGUUUCAAAGUAACAUAGUCCCAAUAUGAAAGGCCUUUUUCUGAAAUCCUUUUAAAGCCUUUGUUAUUAAAUGAUCGCCGUUGAAUAUUGGAACAAGGCUUCUGCACAUUUUUCUGAGAUCAAUGCCGAUUUUAUUAACCAUUUAUUUCAUCCACAAGGGCUCUUUCUAGUAUAAGCCCAAUGUGUAGAAUGUUUAUAAAUGUGGGGUUGUGAUGGUUUACUACUG
This is a messenger RNA of Perca fluviatilis (European perch), 1177 nucleotides long. It is a transcript of the gene vps13b, whose product is annotated as vacuolar protein sorting-associated protein 13A. Bases 96 to 842 code for a protein of 248 amino acids. The record is from RefSeq and is a predicted model, not a curated record. The transcript has 9 exons. Gene Ontology annotation, biological process: autophagy; protein retention in Golgi apparatus; protein targeting to vacuole. Lineage: Eukaryota; Metazoa; Chordata; Actinopteri; Perciformes; Percidae. Gene Ontology annotation, cellular component: extrinsic component of membrane.